AUGGAAAAUGGUGGAACACAAUCAUCGGAAAAUCCGGCGCCGCUGCCGCCAGCUGAGGAGCUACUGAAGAAGAUCGAAGAACUAGAAAUAGGCCAUGCCCACUUGAAACAAGAGGUGUCUAAGCUCAUAAAUUUAUCAACACCGACUGCUCGAGAUGCUUCCGACCAUCGUCCAAGGCAGAGGUCCCACUCUGUUUCGCCGCAGCGGGCUCCACGGAGGAGGGCCGCUGGUGGAGAUGGAAGCGCCACGGUGUUGUGGAGGAGGGGUUUGACCCCAUUCCAGCAGUCGUCGCCAUUGCAGAGAGAGAGUAAUAGCAGGGAGAUGGAUCAUGGGAGUGACGGUGGAGGACCGGCGGCGGUUAAGUUUACUGAUGGGCAGUACUUGAACAUAUUACAGUCAAUGGGGCAAUCAGUGCAUAUAUGUGAUCUCAAUUAUCGGAUUAUUUACUGGAAUAGAAGCGCAGAAAAUCUUUAUGGAUAUUCAACUGCAGAGGCUCUAGGGCAGGAUGCUAUUAAGCUACUAAUUGACAAUCGAGAUUUUGCUGAGGCUAGUGACAUAAUGCAUCGAGUGGCGAUGGGGGAGGGUUGGACUGGGCAGUUUCCUGUUAAAACUAAGAGAGGGGAUAGGUUUUUAGCUGUUGCGACUAACACCCCUUUCUAUGAUGAUGAUGGCACUUUGGUGGGAAUUAUAUGUGUAUCAAGUGAUUCCAGACCUUUUCUGGAAGCAAAAGCAGCAAUGUCUAGGGCCAAAAACUUAGAAACAGAUUCUAGCUGUAGCAGGCCGAGAAGCAUUGCUUCAUCCAAACUUGGCCUUGAUCCUCAGCAGCCUCUACAAGUGGCAAUAGCCUCAAAAAUAUCAAAUUUUGCUUCUAAAGUGAGCAACAAGGUUAAGUCAAAAAUAAGGUCCGGGGAGAAUGGCUCGGAUUUUGAAGGUGGAAGUGGAGAUAGCCAUCACUCUGAUCAUGGUUUUUUGGAUGCAGCUUCCUCUGACCAUAGGGAGGAUGCGGCUUCUAGUGGAGCUAGUACACCCCGAGGAGAUGUACAUCCUUCUUCGUUUGGAGUGUUCUCCAGUGCUAGCCAUGAGGAACACUCCCCGGGCAGACCGUCCCGGGAAUCUGGUGAUGAAAGUGAAGGAAAACCGGGGAUUUCUAAGAUCAUUACUUCGAAGGCUGGGGCUUUGAUUGGUAAGAAAGGUUUGCCUUGGCCAUGGAAAGGAAAUGAACAAGAUGAUGGAACAGAAGCAAAGACUUCUCGAUUUGUAUGGCCCUGGUUACACAAUGACCUAGAAAAUGAGUCAGGGUCGUGGUCCUCAUCGGCCAAUGUUAAUAGCACCAGCAGUGUUAGUAGUUAUGGAAGUACGAGCAGCAGUGCUGUUAAUAAAGUUGAUCUGGAUACCGACUGCUUCGAUUAUGAAAUCUUGUGGGAGGACUUGACAAUUGGAGAACAGAUUGGGCAAGGUUCUUGUGGAACUGUAUAUCAUGCUCUGUGGUAUGGAUCAGAUGUUGCUGUCAAGGUAUUUUCCAGACAAGAAUAUUCUGAUGACAUAAUAUUUUCCUUCAGACAGGAGGUCUCACUUAUGAAAAGACUUCGACAUCCAAAUAUUCUGCUCUUCAUGGGUGCAGUUACUUCACCUCAGCGUCUUUGCAUUGUUACAGAAUUCCUUCCACGUGGAAGUUUGUUCCGGUUAUUACAAAGAAAUACAUCAAAAAUAGAUUGGAGACGACGCAUUCACAUGGCUUUGGAUAUAGCACGAGGUAUAAAUUAUCUCCAUCGUUUCAAUCCACCUAUUGUUCAUCGUGAUUUGAAGUCUUCAAAUCUUCUUGUUGACAAGAACUGGGCUGUUAAGGUUGGCGACUUUGGUCUCUCACGUCUUAAACACGAAACAUAUUUGACAACAAAGACAGGGAAAGGAACGCCUCAGUGGAUGGCUCCUGAAGUUCUUCGUAAUGAACCCUCAGAUGAGAAGGCCGAUGUCUACAGUUACGGAGUGAUACUUUGGGAAAUUGCUACCCAAAAGAUUCCUUGGGAUAACCUCAACUCAAUGCAGGUGAUUGGAGCUGUGGGUUUCAUGAACCAACGCCUUGAGAUACCAAAGGAUGUCAUUCCCCAAUGGGCUUGUAUAAUCGAGAGCUGCUGGCAUAGCGAACCACAGCGCCGCCCGACAUUCCAAGAACUAGUUGAAAGGCUAAAAGAUAUGCUGAGACAAUUCCAGGCUGGCCGUGCCAUUGCUGGUGAUGGCAGCCAAAAUGAACUAUAG
This is a messenger RNA of Fraxinus pennsylvanica, 2256 nucleotides long. Lineage: Eukaryota; Viridiplantae; Streptophyta; Magnoliopsida; Lamiales; Oleaceae. The record is from the annotation of a GenBank genome assembly.